AUGACUUCACCGGCUUCGCCCCGUCUGCCCAGCCCGCCACCAAUUCCAGAGGACCAGGUGUCGCCGGUGUCGGCCUCUCCAGAGCAGCAGAAGCUGUUUAGUAACCUUGACCAUGCCGCCGAGAGGAGGAUACGACCAGGAACAAAGGCAGUGGAUAUGGCAAAAGGUCCUCCGCUGAUCGAUUCCGCCUUCCAACUCACCGAAUACCUCAAAGCACUCCACCACUCCCUCACGCACCCAACGGAUCCGAGAAUCCUUGUACCAGUAGACAAGCAAAUGGCUUUCAAGAUUGCACAUGCACCCGAGAAUGUAGACAAGACACUAUGGCUGUACGAACUGUGCCGCUUCCUCAUACAAGAGGCCAACUCCAUCUUUCUCGGCCUCCUCAAGGAUAAACCACCAUGCUCUGUUAUGACAUGCCCCGAGAUGCGCGCCUCCGAAUGGCAGUAUCUCUGCGCAGUUCACGAUCCCCCAAAGUCAUGUUGCGCCUUCGACUACUGCUCCCACACGCUGGACUGGGCGGGUAAUAUUCUUACAUCACCCAAGCAUUUCCCUUCGAGACUUGCUCUGGGAACCGAUUCAUCUACACAGCAUUCGCAGACGCGCCAACUAACUAAUAUCUUUAGGCGCGUGUAUAGGAUCUUUGCACAUGCAUGGUACUCACACCGCGACGUUUUCUGGAAGAUUGAGGGAAAAACAGGGCUAUAUGUCUUGUACAAGACAGUCUGCGAUGUAUAUAGUCUGGUGCCAGAAGACAACUACACUAUUCCUCCAGAGGCCGAGGGUAUCGAUUCAAGCGCUGAGCCAACGCCGGCCCCACCUGUGAUCAUGAAGCGAGAGCCCUCAAAUCCAGGACCACAGCGCUCUGAUAACCCUGCCGAGAACAUGUCCGACAACUCACUAUCAACAGCCGGCACAACGAAGCGACAUAGACAUUCGCCUUCGGUAGGACCGACAGCUGUACACACGGUAGUGGAAGAAAACGAAGAUGAGGAGGAGGGCCCGGUUCUACAAUCACGGCCUGUAACGCAAAUCUUUGAUACAACACCAGAGGACGAAGCUGGAGAGGGAGAUAGCGAUGGAGAUGUCACAGCGUUUGAAGAUGAGGGAGACGAAGAGGAAGAUGCUGAGGAAGAAAACGAGGCCGAGGCUGAAUCUGCCGAAGAUGCGACAGCGUCAGAAGACAAGGACGGCAAGCUUGAGCCGGCAAAGCAAAACACAAGCGAGGAGACGGUCGAUCCUGCCCCCAAGCCAGACGAGGAGCCGGGUGGGGGUACAGCCACAGCCACAGAGCCAGCAAGCGCCGAAACUACCACGGCAGAGGUCUCCAAUGAAGAGCCUGUGGGAGAACAAGCUACCCAAGAAGAGGCGACUGCUGUCAAGGACGCUGACAAGCCAACUACUGUCGAGGCAGAGGAAGAAGAGAAGCCUGAGUCUGCUGUUAAGCCAGCGGACAAGGACAACGAGGCCGAAACCAGAGCGGCUGAUGCUUAGGAAGCCAUUAAUGCCGGUGGUGAUGAGUAGGGCUAUUACUAUGCAUGUACUUCAAACCUGGUAUGAGGUGCUGGAUCCAGUGUUGUGGAUACCGAGGCAUGGCUAGCUUGGGUUUCUGUGUCACUUUGCAGGCCUAUGAGCGGGGGUUAUGACGGGAUAAUGGGAAUUCGCAUGGAUAAUUGACGUGGAGGCUGGCAAGUUGUUUGCCAUGUGUUGCUCCAACGACGGGUUGUAAAAGCCCAACAAAUGGCGUCUGUGUCGCUCCCGCGGGCGUUUAUCUCUAGCAACGAAAAGCGAGGGGAUUAUAGACCAGGAUAGGGCCUUGUGCAGAUUACCGGAGAUGCAGAAAUGUGCAGCUUUGAAACUUGGUACUGUAAAGGAAUAAAAAGCAAUAUCCC
This is a messenger RNA of Pyrenophora tritici-repentis Pt-1C-BFP, 1892 nucleotides long. Lineage: Eukaryota; Fungi; Ascomycota; Dothideomycetes; Pleosporales; Pleosporaceae. The record is from RefSeq and is a predicted model, not a curated record.